Messenger RNA from Propithecus coquereli (Coquerel's sifaka), 2249 nucleotides. RefSeq names its product ribosomal modification protein rimK-like family member B (gene RIMKLB). Gene Ontology annotation, molecular function: ligase activity, forming carbon-nitrogen bonds; metal ion binding; ATP binding. Bases 459 to 1619 code for a protein of 386 amino acids. Gene Ontology annotation, cellular component: cytoplasm. The transcript is spliced from 6 exons. Gene Ontology annotation, biological process: protein modification process. The record is from RefSeq and is a predicted model, not a curated record. NCBI's taxonomy places the organism in Eukaryota, Metazoa, Chordata, Mammalia, Primates, Indriidae.
GCACGCGGGCUGGCGGCGCGCGGCGCCUCGGUCUGGGGGAGCGCGGGGCGGUCUCCGCCGGCGUCGCGCGCGCUGUGUGUGAGCGGGGUCGCGCGCGCGCGCGACAAGCGAGUGAGGGAACGAGGAGCGGCCGGGUGUGAGUGUGGGAGUGUGUGUGCGGGUGUGUGUGGGAGUGCGGGUGAGGGGGAAGCCGGCCGACCGCAAGGCUGUGAGAAAGUGGGCGAGUGGGCGAGGACGCCCGGCCUGGCCGCCGGAGCCGCGGUCGGCGGAGAGGAAAGGCGGCUCCCGGCAUCCCGACCCCCUCCCCCUCCGACUUCCAGCCGGCCUGGCGGCGCGCGCUUCCUCGGAGGCCCCAGCCAGGCCCCGCCGGCCGAGAGCGAGGGAGGAGCCGCCCGAGCCAGAUAGACUUUACAUUUAAGAGGAAACAAUCCACGCAAAAGAAGAACAAACAAAUCAAGAUGUGUAGCUCUGUGGCUGCCAAGUUGUGGUUUUUGACAGAUCGCCGCAUCAGGGAAGACUAUCCCCAAAAAGAGAUCUUACGAGCAUUGAAGGCCAAAUGUUGUGAGGAGGAACUGGACUUUAGGGCUGUGGUGAUGGAUGAGGUGGUGCUAACAAUAGAGCAAGGAAACCUGGGUCUACGGAUCAACGGAGAACUGAUCACUGCCUACCCCCAAGUGGUGGUAGUGAGAGUACCAACCCCUUGGGUGCAAAGUGAUAGUGACAUCACUGUUUUGCGCCAUCUAGAGAAGAUGGGAUGCCGGUUGAUGAAUCGACCUCAAGCCAUUCUGAACUGUGUUAAUAAGUUCUGGACAUUUCAAGAGUUGGCUGGCCAUGGCGUUCCUCUGCCAGAUACUUUCUCUUAUGGUGGCCACGAAAAUUUUGCUAAAAUGAUAGAUGAAGCAGAAGUACUGGAGUUCCCAAUGGUAGUGAAGAAUACACGGGGUCAUAGAGGCAAAGCUGUUUUCUUAGCCCGAGAUAAGCACCAUUUGGCUGAUCUAAGCCAUCUUAUUCGCCAUGAAGCUCCUUACCUGUUCCAGAAGUAUAUUAAAGAGUCUCAUGGACGGGAUGUACGUGUCAUUGUUGUGGGAGGCCGUGUGGUUGGCACCAUGUUACGUUGUUCAACAGAUGGGAGGAUGCAAAGCAACUGCUCACUAGGUGGUGUGGGGAUGAUGUGUUCAUUGAGUGAACAAGGGAAACAGCUAGCUAUCCAGGUGUCUAAUAUCCUGGGGAUGGAUGUGUGUGGCAUUGACCUGUUGAUGAAAGAUGACGGCUCCUUCUGUGUCUGCGAGGCCAAUGCAAAUGUAGGUUUCAUCGCCUUUGAUAAGGCUUGUAAUCUAGAUGUAGCUGGUAUCAUAGCGGACUAUGCCGCCUCCCUUCUGCCCUCUGGCCGGCUCACCCGGCGUAUGUCCCUGCUCUCCGUGGUGUCCACAGCCAGUGAGACUAGUGAGCCAGAGCUGGGUCCCCCAGCCAGCACUGCUGUCGACAACAUGAGCGCAAGUUCCAGCUCUGUCGACAGCGACCCUGAAAGCACCGAGCGAGAGCUGCUCACCAAGCUCCCAGGGGGCCUAUUCAACAUGAACCAGCUGCUAGCCAAUGAGAUCAAACUCCUGGUGGAGUGACUCCACCGGUAGUUAACCAACAAAACCCUGUAAAACUUAACUUUCUUUUUCUUUUCUUUCUUCUUCUUUUUUUUAACCACCUUGCAAUGCUGUUCAUGGAGGAUGCUCAGGAAGAUGAAUUAGUAGGAUUAGUUGGAGAGAAGGGGAAGAUAGAUGAGAUCUUUGCUAGUAAGAUGUUACUUUCAUUUAUAAAUCCUACAGGUAGAGAGGCAGAAGAGGGUGGGAUAUAGAAAAUGUCAGGCUCUCAUAGUUAACCCUUUUAAAUUACUACAAAGUUUGUGUGCUCUCAGGCCAUGAGCAACAUAAAAAUUUUUUCAUGGUCUCUCACUUUUGUUUUUGUACCAAAAAAAUUGUUAUGAUACAAAUAUCCCAAGUAGCAUAACUUCACAUUGUAUUGCAAGAUUUGUCAGGGGUGAGGAAAAUAUCUGCCUAAAUCAUACAAAUAUAUAUACAAAUCUGAAAAUUCUGACAUUUCCCUAUUAACUAGCAGUUUUAGUUCACAGUUGUUUAUGAAAUCUCAAGAGGCUCUUUUAUUGGGAUUUCUGAUUUUUGUGUUUUGUCAUCUUUUCCUUUAAUUUGGGUGGGGGUGCAAAGUGAAUAUAAUCCAAUAAAGGCCUUUUAAUGACAAAA